Molecule: messenger RNA, 2402 nt
Organism: Anopheles aquasalis
Lineage: Eukaryota; Metazoa; Arthropoda; Insecta; Diptera; Culicidae
Gene: Cad96Cb
Product: protocadherin Fat 4-like Cad96Ca
Biological process (GO): homophilic cell-cell adhesion
Cellular component (GO): cell-cell junction; plasma membrane
Molecular function (GO): calcium ion binding
Source: RefSeq, a predicted model, not a curated record
CGGAUUUUUGUGUCGAAAUUUCCCAAACUAUUCUAUGAAACGCUUUAGAACUGAAUGGUGCCUCAAAGAUUCCAAAAGGGACAAACCUACAAGCGAUAAACCAUGGUGCUAAAGCAAACGAUAUCAGUAUUAUACUGUUUAGUGUUAUUGCAUGUUCGUGGUCAGUUGAUCGAUAACCGAUGUUACCUCGAUGGUGGAGGUUCGGCUGUAAACUUUUUCGCCAACGAGGACAUAACGGUUGGAUCGACGGUCGGCAGUCUACGGGUGCUCGGCGAUCCGGGUAAAGACAUUGUACUUACGUUGCGCGAAAAGGAUUCACCCGUCUACAUUGCACCGGGUACCAAGGACCUGAUUGUGGCGAAACCAUUGGACAAGGAAGGGCUGAUCGGUCCGUCGGCAGUAUUUGUGAACGUUAUUUGUGAGAGGAAGUUUUCCGAUGAAACGGGUAUCAUUAUACCUGUAAACAUUCGCGUUACGGACGUCAAUGAUAAUGCACCCAUGUGGAUAGGAGCUCCUUAUAAGCUGAACCUUUCGGAAGUGACCGUUAUUGGGACGAGAAUUUUGCAAGGCAUAAGGGCCAUCGAUCUGGAUCAACCUGGCCCAUACUCAACGGUUGAGUAUCAAACACUGCCCGGACCAUUCUCCGAUUACGUGGCUUUCGUAACGCCACUCGAGGGAACGCUGGUGCUCAAGAAGUUCAUCGACUAUGAAUCGGUGCAGAAUUUUACGGUGAAAAUGCGUGCCCAAGACCAGGGCAAGCCACCGAAGUACUCCGACACGUACGUAACCAUUAUUGUGCUGGAUUCGGACGAUCAAAAUCCCAAGUUUAUGCGCGAUGUCUACUACGGUCAGCUGCCGACCGAGAAGGGUGAAAUCAAAAUCACGCCCGAAACCAUCCGGGCUGAAGAUCAGGAUCGUGGGAUCCGGGCGGACAUUCGUUACUCGAUCGUGUCAUCCAACGGUUCGGAGGAUGAAGCCAACUUCGAAAUUCAUCCAACUAGCGGGGUUAUCCGAUUGGUUCGCGCUAUUACGCCCUCACAGGGUCGUCACUCACGAACACUCGUCGUUAAAGCGACCCAGGUGGACAAUCCGGAUCGCUACGCUUUGACGACGGUUGUUCUAUCUUCGCCAAAACAACAGACCCCAGUUUCAUCUGCCUCGAACGUGGUCAGCGUGCAACCAUCGAUCGGUGGAGCUGAGUUCGUACGCGGUACGUUCUAUGCAACGGUGCGAGAAGACUCGAGACCAGGGACGCUGAUUUCGCAGCUGACCGGAGCCCAGGGAAGCCCUAAUGUAGGUCAAUUUCGUUAUGCUAUCGCCGGAUCGACCGUUGCCCAGGAACAGUUUCGCAUUGGACCGGCCGGAGAGAUCAUUCUUGUGAAACCACUUACAUUCCGACGAACACCACAGUACGCUUUCACAAUCGACGCGUUCGAUGAUCGCAGCGGAGGACGUAACUUCAGCACGAGCGUCGUCAUAGAUGUGCUUCCGGCGAACGUAUGGGAACCACGAUUCAGGAAACCGUUCUACUCCUUCGUCAUUGAUAGUCCACUGCAGACGCAGCAUUUGCCGGUGUUAGUGGGAAGAAUUGAGGCGGCCGACGGCGAUCGUACCGAUGAGCUGACUUUUGCACUGAAAGGCAAUUACAGCAAUCUCUUCCGCGCUGAUCCGUACGGUAACCUGUGGUUGGUUUCGAACCGUACUGAUCUGCCCGUCGCUAUGCGUUUGCUUGCUACCGUUACCGAUUCCGGUACCCCACCCAAAUCGGCCACCGUCCCGGUAGUGGUCAAGCUACGGCCAGAGACGGCCUCGCUUACAUCGAACCUACUCGUGAUCAAUAUUGUGGUAGCUUGCAUUCUUGGGACACUGCUUUUGGGAGGAUGCAUCCGUUGCAUCUACAGGCGCCGGAAGCGAAAAGUGUCUUCCGCCGAGCAAAUUGUGGCGCACGGCAGCAACAGCAGCAGUGGAGGAGGGGUGCCACCAUUGAAACAUGGCCACAGCUCAAACAGAUUCCUGCUGCAACGCGCAGAGCAACGGAUGCUGGAGAGACCGUCGAUGGCCGGUAUCGGUCGCUUGAAUGAUUGUGCCGCUUCAUCGACUUAUGGAAGCGAUAAUCAAGAUUUCAUUGACGGUGAGCGAGAAAACCAAAGACGUUCGCAAGGACACAAUGCGCGGGCACUGGAACAGGAAGAGCUCGCGGGACAAAAUCUAAAUCAUUUGCUGUUACACUGGCAGGAGAAAUAUGACGAAAAGAACAACUGCACAGAGGAUGUGUCGAUCGAUGAUAAGCUAAUCGUUUACUUUUGAACCACCGAGAAGGGAGAAGCACGCAGCGCAGCUAACUCACUCAUUCCUUACCUAGACUGAAAGCUAUGAGAUCUCUCCGUGGACCUGUAAAGAAU